Messenger RNA from Prorocentrum cordatum, 4349 nucleotides. Lineage: Eukaryota; Dinophyceae; Prorocentrales; Prorocentraceae. The record is from the annotation of a GenBank genome assembly.
UUGGCUCAAGUUUUCCUGCUGGACUAUGAGCUUGUUCUUGCGCAGUUGUUUCACCACCGACGUUGCGCUUCUCUAGUUGUCCGCAUCAUGAUGGGAUGGUCGGGAUGGCCCAUCCCCCAAGACGCAAGUGGCGAUCUCAAGCUGACGCCCAUCGCGUCGAAGGCUUGCAACUGGUGUUCCGCGGUUUGCGUUAUCAUGAUGGCCUACACCCAUGUGUUCUACGAGUACGCGGACAGGAGACCGUGCGCGCGCGCAGAGGACCCGUCGAUAGCAGGGUUCAUGCGGAUGACAGCAAUUCUGGCGGCGGCUGGCCUGUGCUACGAGACCUGCAUUGGCAUCUCGAUCCCCCUGAUGGGCCUGAACCGCACGUUCCAGUCUGACAACAGCACCCGCCGACGACUCAGGCUGAACAAGAAGAUGACCUACGUGUUCGCUUUUCUUUGCACCGUCUACACGCUCAUGGCAAACGACAUCCAGGUGGUGCACGAGGGGUGGCUCGCCGCGCAUCACGGCGGACAUCAGAUCGUCUACAGCUUGCGCUACGUCGAGUGGGUCUUCUGUGCGCCAAUGGUCCUGUCCAUCUCCGGGCAGCUUGACCACGCCCCGGACGGCACACCUCGCAACGGCAUGGUCCCGUCGUCGCUGCUCACGGGCAUCUACUGCGCGAUCGCUUGGCAGGGCCUGGUCGUGAAGGACGUCUACGCAGCUUGGGUCCUCAUCGCAUGGGCAUUCGUCUGUUUUUUCGUGGCAAGCGUGGAGCAGCUGGCGUUCGCGUUGUACAUCAAGGACCAGGGGUCAUCCGGCAGGCUGAGGUGCAGCUUGAUCCUCUACCUCGUGGUCAUGAUCGGUGCCUACGGUGUCGUGUACCUGCUGCCCGUUCCCGGUUGGAUCACCGCAACUUGGGAAAACAAAUUCUAUUGCGUCUUCGACAUCUCGUUCAAGCUGGGCACGUCGGUAAUGCUCAUUGUUUCGAACGACCUGGCCGCCAACCACGAGGUAAUCACGCGUGCGAAGGCCGUGGCAGAAGAUCUCGAGACCCUCAUCCAAAUGGCGGCCGUGCCCAUCAUCGGAGCGAACGAUGCAGGCCUGGUCAACGAGUGGAACCAAAAGGCCGUAGAGCUGACCGGCCUGCCUGCAGACCUCGCCAUGGGCAAGAAGUUGAUUCACAUGAUGGGCAUAGGGAGCAGGGCCCAGGCAGAGCAGGUUAUCGGCAAAGCCCUGCUGGGCCACGAGGGCGGCAGCGUGGAGACCACACUGAACCCUGGGCAGCUCGAGGGCUGGUGUCGCCAAGACCUCUGCCUGAAGGCGGCCACGCUGGUGCUCAGCGCGACACCCAGGCGGAACAAGGCGGGCUUCAUCAAGGGCGUCACCCUUGUUGGAUAUGACCUCACCGAGGUCACGGCGUACAGGGAAGCCGAGCAGCGCAAGAUCAAUUUCAUGGCCAUCGUCUCGCACGAACUCCGAAGCCCUCUGCACGGUAUCAUAGGCCUCAUGGAGCACCUCUGCGACGAGGAGGAGGUCCCCAGCAAGCUUCGUUUCCUGAAGAUGGCGUCGAGCUGCGCCACAAGGCUUUUGGAUCUCGUCAUGAACAUCAUGGACAUGGCCAGCAUGGUGUCGGCGGACCCGAAAAACAAGCAAAAGCCUGUCAAGAAACUGUCGCACGACCCCGUAGAGCUGAGCAAGAUCCUGGAUGAGAUCAUUGUGCUUGUCAAGAACUCCCUGGACAAGACUGGCAAAAGCCUCCUGAAGAAAGAUGUGGAGCUUGCCAGCGAGGUCGGUGAGUUGCCGAUCAUUGAGGCGGACGCUCACAAAUGCACGCAGGUCUUCUACAAUCUCAUCACGAACGCUUGCAAGUUCACCGAGAAGGGCAAGAUCGUUGUGACCUCGAAGGUGGACCCAGACGAUGGCAAGUGGGUCGAGAUCAUGGUUACCGACACCGGCAAGGGCAUCUCGCAAGUGGCUUUGGAUCGCAUCUUCCUGCCGUUCGAACAGGAGGACAACUCGAUGAUAAGGGGCUACCAGGGCAUCGGUCUUGGCCUCUCUAUUGCCCAUGAGGUGGUUCAGCGGCACGGAGGUUCUAUCGUUGUGGAGUCGGAAAUUGGUGUGGGCUCCACCUUCACCGUGCGCUUGCCCAAGGUCAUGAAGGACUCCGUGGCAGCCGCCGUGACAGAGCCUUUGGCAGCGCAGUUGUCGGCGAACAAGGCGGAGAAGCCGGGUCAGUUCAGUGAGGACCCCGUCAUCAGCGAGGCUCCUGUCCCACAGCGCCUUCUGAAGCCCAAAGUUCUCUCGGUGGAUGACGACGAGACGAACCAGGAAGUGGUCAAGCGUACUCUGGGCUCCGACUAUGAUGUCGUUGUGGCCAUGGACGGAUACGAGGCUAUCGACUACCUCAAGAGCUGCGACGUGUUGCCUGACUUGAUGCUGCUCGACGUGAUGAUGCCUGGACUCUCUGGUUUUCAGGUCUGCAAGACCGUGCGCGAGGAGAUGCACAUUUCACAGUUCCAGUUGCCCAUCCUCAUGGUGUCCGCUUGCGGAGAGAAUGAAGCGAUUAUCGCGAGCCUCAAUAGCGGUGCCAACCACUACAUCAACAAGCCGUUCCACAAGCAGGUGUUGACCGCGCACUUAUCGGCGUCCCUCCGCCUGAGCCAGGACCACAAGCAGGAGCUCGAGCGAGCGGCGGGCGCCGCCACGGACGAGCCGAGGAAGGAUGGCACCGAAGACGGCGUGCGGCGCCGUCGGGCGGCAAACCGUGCCGAGUGAAGCGCCUGGCUCUCGAUCGGAUUGGGAGGCCGUGGUGCGUCUUCGAUGUGGUUGUGGUCGCUUGCUGUCCCUGCACUGUCUCACUUCAGACUCAGUUGCGGCUAUGAGCCCCACCAUUUUCGGGUUUUUGGCAUAAGACAAUGAUUGUCAUACGAUGUCAUGCUGACUGGUGCUUGGUAUACGCCCCAAUUUUCGGAUGCUUAGUCAAUGCUUGGUGUGUAUAUUCAACAUAUCGACAACACAUACGGCGAAUCACCGCCGCCUCCUGCCUUUUUGGAAGCGCCUGCGUAGCCGAAAGUUCGGUUUAUCGGGCCACGCGUUCCCCGAGUGGGUUUCGAAAGCUUUCGGGGACUAUCGUACGCGCGGACCUGCGUGGGUGUGCGGGAGCGUGGUGCCGAUGCAGACGCGUGUGUUUGCGUACGCAGUGCACGGGUAGACGCGCACGUGACACGAGUGCUGGGCAGAGAACACCUCGGUCUCUCCUCUCGUAGCCCCCGCCGCCCUGCUCAAACUCCCCGGGGCAGCACUCCUGCCGCGCAGCUGUGAAGUUUUUUUUGCCGCAGCCUUCAGCGCGGCUGCGUCCUGGGCAGACCGGGCAGGAGCCCCUUCUCAGGAGCAGGCCCGCCCUGCUGCUCCUCCCCUGCAGUGCUCGCGCCCUCCCUGUCACAAGGACCCCCUGUACAGUGUAGAGGGCACCUCAGCACACGGUAGAGUCCGCCUUCGAUCACUACGCUUGCACUCGCCGGAAAGGCCGCAAGGGCGAUAUGGAGCCCUUGAUUGGCCAUUCGGAAGAACUUCGUUUUCGCCGCUGAGGUCGCCAAAGACCUUGUCCCAGAGCAGGAAGGCUAGAUUGAGCCUCGGGCCGCAGCGUCGCUUCUGAUACAGCUGGACCCUGAAUGGGGUCUGGAUCUGCUCGGCGGGAAAAGGAUGCUAGAUGGAGCCUGGGACCAAACGUGGCCUCCGUGACAGUUCGGCUCUGCAACAAGGCUCGGAGCCCGCUCUGCCCUGGCUGGUGGAGAAGCAUACGGGUUAUACUGACGUAUUUCAAACUGGCACUUUCAGCUUGGGCGGUAUGAUUUAGACAAUCUCAUCAUUCUGAUGAGGGGUGAGAGCCCUCAUGUUCUGAGGAAUCGCCGGGGACUUUGACCCGGCCAAUUCUCAGCAUCAAGUUUCGCAAUAUGAAGUGGGGUUGUAGCACACUCGUGUCAUGCUACGCCACUCCACUCAGUAUCAUGUCAUCAUGCCGUGUCCGUAGACAUGUUUGAAUCUGGAAUCGAUCGCUCAAGGUAUGUCCACAUCCUGCCUUAAUGGUUCCAGACACACGGGUUCUGCUGUGACUUGCACACUUGAACUCUCUAGUGGGAGCAGGAUUGGCAAAAGUUACAAUGUUGGGUGUAUGUGUGUGCCGCCAGUUGGGGGAGACAGCAGUUACAUCCAACGCUUGCAAGUUUGGCAUGUGUGUGCUGGCCGAGUUCGAAGCCGAUACCGACAUCCUUAGAUCGUUGGCAAUGAUUCGCAGGUCAUUCCAAAGGGCGAUUGCAUACUAGAUGAUCAUGGUUUCAGAGAAUGGCAUUCGGCCGAUAUCGUGG